Molecule: messenger RNA, 4496 nt
Organism: Heterobilharzia americana
Lineage: Eukaryota; Metazoa; Platyhelminthes; Trematoda; Strigeidida; Schistosomatidae
Source: the annotation of a GenBank genome assembly
AUGACUUCAGAAAUAUCAUGGAACAAUCAAUCUUCAUCAAUAUCAUCUUCAUCAACUUCUUCAACAUCAUUCAAUGAUUAUUAUUAUUAUGAUAGAUCACAUCAUUUACACUAUCUAUUUCGGUAUCCUUAUAAACAUGUUGUAAAAUUACAGAAAUUGCAAUCAACUCAAGAAACAGAAGUUAAACAAUUUCAGCAUAAAGAUGAUGUACGCAUAAAACUUGAAAGUGAAUUAUGCCAAAAAGUACGUGAAGCAGUAAAAACUCCACCACGUGAACGAUUAAUUCGUAGACGUUUAAAUGAAUUUCAGUAUGAAGUACGUAAACGUUUAGAAGGUGAAAAACAGAAGAAACAUUUAGCUACACAAAUGAAUGAAGUUAUCACCUUAGGAUUGAUAUCUGGUACACAUUCUGUUGACAAUCCAUUGAAUAUGAAUAAAGAAGUUGGUAUCAUGGAUUUACGUCUACAUCCAGAAUCAUAUCAACAAAAUUUAGGUUGGUAUAAACAAUCUGAUACAAAGGUGAACAGUCAACGAAUACAAUGGAAUAAAAAGAACAUUUUUACCGAAGGAAAAUUUAAGAAGAUAAAAUUUUUACUGAUUGACCAGAAGGAAUGUAAAUCUGGUAGCGAUUCGACGGAAGCAACGUCUAUCGACACCCAUGAAGGGUCACUGAAAAACUUGAAUAAAAUGAUCACUUUCAGAGAUACUUUUAAUAGAAAUGAUUCUCUAUUUUGCUUAAAUACUACUCCAGAUAUUGUAAAAGGAUAUUAUCAUUCGAAUAUUGAUCAAGUAAAUACUCAUAAUGAUAAUAAUCAGAGAAUGAAGAUAUCAUCAUUAAGAUCAUGUUCACAUACUAUAUGGAAUCGAUUAGAAGAGAUUAAAAGGGCUAGUGUAUACAUAAAACAACCAUUGAACAAUUCAAUGGAUACUAUAACCUCAUUGACAAGAUUCCAACAUGAUAAUGAAUAUAAAUUAAUAUUGAAUGAUACAUUUACAUUCAAUUGGAAUACAAUAAUAUAUAAUGAUAAUAGUAUAAAUCAAUCUACUAAUGAAUAUUUACAUCAAUAUCUAUAUAAUUACAAUUUAUUGGAGGAUUAUUUAAGUUAUGAAGAUGUUCAGCUAUUGAAUAAAUAUUCUAAACUAUAUCAGAGUAAAUUAUUAUUAGAUAAAAAGAGUAAUAGAAGUAAACAGUGUCAUAUUGUUACACGUCAGUCAGUUUUAGAACAAUUUGGAAGAUUAACUGAUGAUGAGAAACAGUUAUUCUACUUUAGUGCAACAAGAGCAGCUUAUUUAAUGGGAUCAAGUGAACCACAACAUAAAUUACCAGAUGGAACACAAUAUCGUUUAGUUAAUCAAUCAGAAAUCCAACCAUUAGAUUCUAUUAUAAUCAAUAAUUUAUUCAUAGAUCCAAUCAAUCAAUUUCAUAGUGAAACUGGAAAUGUUAAGAAAUUGACUAAUCAUUGUAUAAAUAUACCCAAUAACACUACAAAUACUAGUCGACAAGCAAAAAAUUCUGUUUACACAUUACCAACAUUUAUUGAUUGGAGUGCAGUUGUACGAGAUAGACAUGGACCAUUUUGGCCACAAGGUUAUGGACCUAUAUGUCAAAUUCUACAUAAUGUACACGCAGAAGAGAAAGGAAAGCUUAUCAACAACAACAAUAAGUCAUCACUGCCAGAUUAUACAGAAGAACUGAAUCAACUGCGUGGCAGACAAACUUUAUUCAAAGGUAUACAAGUAGUCUACGAUUCAGAAACCAGUCCAUAUCUUUUAGAGUCACAAGAUUCAUCAUCAUCAUCAUCAUCAUCAUCAUCAUCAUCAGGUUCAGUUAACAUGCAUCAGUUAAUCAAAGAUACCGAGGAUAUAAACCAGUGGUCACCACCGUGUUUAAUAUUUGAGUCAAGAUUUGAGUCGGGCAAUUUACGACAAGUUAGACGAAUUGGUCCAUUCCAUUAUGAAUUAUUACUCAAACCUGAUUUGUAUACAAAACGACAUGUUCAAUGGUAUUUCUUCUGUAUACGUAAUACUUUACCUGGUUUCACAUACACCUUCUUGAUUAUAAAUUUCACAAAACCAACUAGUCUAUAUUCACAAGGCUUGCAACCUUUAUUGUAUUCCAAAAUCAAUACUCAGCAAAACGGUAAAAAAUGGAUACGUAUUGGAAAAAAUAUCAAAUACACGCGUAAUACAACAAAUCUUACAAAUCAUUUGCUUGAUACAAGUGGAGAAUAUUAUCAAUUGGAAUGGGAUAUGGAAUUCCCAUAUGCUGAUGAUAUAUGCUAUUUAGCCUAUUCCUAUCCUUAUACAUACACACAAUUAAAAUAUGAUUUGAAUGAAUUACUGCUGGAGGUGAAAAAAGAUGAAACUCUGGAGAAAACAAUAAAAUGUGAAGUUCUCUGUCAAACUAGAGCUGGAAAUUCAUGUUUCCUGAUUACAAUAACUGAUGAAAAUAUAUCCAAUAAAGAGAAGUAUGCAGUUGUUAUCACUGGACGUGUACAUCCUGGUGAAACGAAUUCCAGUUGGAUGAUUCUUGGAUUCAUUCGAUUUCUUAUGGAUAAUAAUAAAGUUGCUAAUGAAUUGAAACAAUACUAUACCUUCUAUAUUAUUCCAAUGAUGAAUCCUGAUGGUGUAAUUGUUGGCAAUUACAGAUGCUCAUUGACAGGCAGAGAUUUAAAUCGUAAUUAUCGUCAGCCAAGAAAAGAUGUUUUCCCAACUGUAUGGACGGUGAAACAACUUGUGAAAUGGUGUAAAAAGAUGUACAAGGAUGUCAUUUAUUGUGAUAUGCAUGGACAUAGUCGACGUAACAACAUAUUUAUGUAUGGUUGUGAUCCAUCGAAUAGAUAUUCGAAAAUUUUUAAUACUACUGAAAAGAGUCUGCAGGAAAGAAUCUUACCCUAUAUUAUAUCACAACAGGCAUCUAGAUAUUUUUCAUUCGCCAAUUGUCGUUUCACUAUUCAUCCAUGCAAAGAAGCCACUAGUCGAGUUGUUUUCUGGCGAGAAUUUGAAGUUGUUAACAGUUUCACAUUAGAAGCAACCUUCAAUGGAUCAACUUUAGAAAAUAAAACUUUAGUGAAAUUUGAUGUGACAGACUUUUUGGAAAUGGGUGAAAAAUUGGGUCAUUCAUUGUAUACAUUCCAUGAGACAAUAUCAAAUCCAGGGAAACUUAAACAAACUUUAACAAAUUUGGCUAGAGAAACAUUGAUCAACCUUUACAAAACUCGUAUCCCAUUAAUACCUGAUCAGCACACAAUAACAAAGGAAUAUACAGAUAAUAAUAAUAAUAAUGGAAUAUCACGUGAUUUCUUAUCACCUGAAUUAAAAAUCAAUAAUUUCCAUGGAUUGAAAUCAUAUUCUUCUUCUCCUACUGAAAGAUUAUUACCAUGGAAUAAUCAAUUUGAUAAAAAGUUAUUAAGGAAUUCAACCACCAUUUUGUAUAAUAAAGAUGAUGAUGAUGCGAUCAAUACAUUUGAAACUGUGGUCAAGGUCAUUCGUUUGUUAGAAAAAUCAAUCGAAUUUAAAACUAUACAAUUGGAUGAAGAUGAUGAGAAUAGUAUACAUGAGAAUUCAAGCAGUACAUCAAAUUCGAAUUCAGAUAGUGAACCAGAAAUGAUAUUUACUACUGAAAAUUAUUUAAAUUAUAAAUUCAAUUUUCGUGGUGAUUACAUAUUACAUAAUCAAACAGAAAAAGAAAUAAAUAAUGAAAUAAAUCAAAUGGAUCAUUUAACAGUAGAUAAAACAAAUGAAAUGAAUAAAUUGAAAAAGAGACGAAGAAGAAAAACUCAUCAUCAUCAUUUUCGUCGCCGUCGUCGUCAUCACCAGCAGCAGCAGAAGUCUUCAUUUCAACAAAACUCUAAGAAUGAUAUUUCAUAUCAUACACCAAUACCAUUAUCAUCAUCAACUUCAUCAUCAUUAGCAGCUCCAUCAGUUCAACAACUUGACCAUAAUCAUACUCAUACUCAUAAUAAUAAUAAUAAUAAUAAACAUUAUCAAAAGGAAACAGGUGUGAAAAUCAAUACUCAGAACAACAGAGAAAUACAAAACAGAGGAUUGUACUUUGUAAGCAGAUAUGCUGGACAAUCGAAUCGAGGUAUACCGUGUUUUGUUGAAAAGAGGCUGUUUCAUCGUUCAUGUCAGAAAAUUCGAUCAGUAUGGAAGAAGAUCGAUUUAACCAAUCCACAAACACUUCAUGCUCAACAAAAAUUCGUGGAACGAUUUACUGCCAGUUUAGAAACAAGAAUAAAUCAAUUACAAAAGGAUGGAACGUUAAGUAUCGAUAUCUUGAAGUAUUUAAAACAAAUCCACUUUGAAGCACAACAACAAAUACAAUUUAUUCAUAAUCAUUUACAAAUAACAAACAGAAACACUUAUAAAUCAUUAUCAAUUAAUAGUAAUGGGAUUGGUCUACCUCCUCCACCUUUACCAGUUUUUACUACAGGUUAUCAUAUGAAAACAUAUUCCCCUAUUAUAGGUGGUGGUGGUGGUGGUGGCGGCGGUGA